Molecule: messenger RNA, 792 nt
Organism: Penicillium canariense
Lineage: Eukaryota; Fungi; Ascomycota; Eurotiomycetes; Eurotiales; Aspergillaceae
Product: oxidoreductase, short chain dehydrogenase/reductase family superfamily
Exons: 3
Coding region: 1-792 (263 amino acids)
Molecular function (GO): oxidoreductase activity, acting on the CH-OH group of donors, NAD or NADP as acceptor
Source: RefSeq, a predicted model, not a curated record
AUGGAGGCAAACUCGAACACGGAUAGAAUGAGCAACCAAAUUCUCAUCGUGGGUGCCACCCGGGGCCUCGGGGCUGCCCUCGCUGCACUGUACUCGAAGAACCCCGCCAACCAUGUAUUCGCAACCUCAAGAUCCUCGGCUCCUGCCUCGAAGUCCGAUAUUACUUGGCUGACAGGGAUUGAUGUCGCCGAGCACGAUGUCGGUCAAAAGCUGGUCUCGCAACUCCCUGCAUCGACCAAGUUCUCCACGGUGAUCAUCACAGCGGGGUACUUUGGCUUGGAGACCUUCGACUCCCCCGACUGGGAGAAGCAAACCAAGAUGUACACCAUAUCGGCCAUCAGCCCUGUCUUUGUGGUGCACCAUCUUGUCAAAGCGGGCCUCGUGGACAAGGGGAGCAAGGUGAUUAUCGUCAGUAGCGAAAGCGGCAGCAUAACGCUUCGCCAUGAGAAGGAAGGCGGAGGCAACUAUGGCCAUCACGCUAGCAAGGCAGCGUCGAACAUGGUCGGGAAGCUGCUGAGCUUAGAUCUCAAGCCGCAGGGCAUUGCAGUGGGCCUGGUUCAUCCAGGCUUCAUGCGGACGGAGAUGACCAAGGGUGUUGGGUUUGACAAAUAUUGGGACGCUGGUGGAGCCGUGACCCCUAGUGAAGCUGCCGAGUCCCUCGCGUCAUUCAUCGACACGUUUGACAUUAGCAAGACCGGCGAAUUUUGGGCACCCAGAGGACCGGGAGACAUUGGCACGGCAGAGAGUGUUCUCGGGAAAGACUUGCCCACGCCUUUACAGCUACCAUGGUGA